Prunus avium (sweet cherry) is the source of this 1987-nucleotide messenger RNA. RefSeq names its product putative F-box/FBD/LRR-repeat protein At1g78760. Gene Ontology annotation, molecular function: protein binding. The record is from RefSeq and is a predicted model, not a curated record. NCBI's taxonomy places the organism in Eukaryota, Viridiplantae, Streptophyta, Magnoliopsida, Rosales, Rosaceae.
GAAAGUCAACUAUAUUCCUUAUAUAUUGUACAUCUGUAUCAAAUCAUGAAUCGAUGAAAAUCACAUUCUUUACAGUAGCAGAUAGAUACAGAGGGUUCUUGAUCUGAAUUCACUCUUUUUGUCUUGUUUUUGGAAUUUAUAAAUUUAUCCCUAUUGGAAAUUCUCCUCAGUUGGCUUCAACUUUUGCACUUUUUAUUGCAUUUUUAACCUAAACAAGGCAUGUUUAACACGUCUCCUAUAGCAGGUGAGGGCCAAUAGGAUGCAUGACCUUCCCAUGCACCUUCUUGAGAGCAUACUAUCAGACUUACCUGUAAAGGAAUCGGUGUCCAUUAGCUGCAUGUGCAAAUCAUGGCAUGAUGAUUUGUGGAGCAUUGUUUCUGCGGAUGACACGUCUACAUCUACUGAAUCAGACUUCAAGAAGUCACUGGAGAAACUUCUUAGGAGUCCGUCGUAUUUCCUUAACGUCAAGUUAAGAUGCACAAAGUUCAAGAGGCACUCCUUCCUGCAUGAGUUUCUUCGGGAACUGCUGAAAAAGAAAGUAAUCAUCCUGGAAAUCGCAGUGGAUCGUCAUGAGGGUUUGGGAUUUUUCCCCAUCCCACCAGAAGUCCUUACAAGCAUGCAUCUUAGGGUCCUGAAGAUAGCAAGCGCCAGAAUUAUUCUGCCUCCUCCAGGGACUUUUACGAGGUUGAGCGCUAUAGAAGUCGAUGUAUCUCGGUCAUCACACGCAUCUAUCCUUGACUUCUACAAGUGGUGUCCGGUUCUCCAGGAUCUGCAAAUACACGGAAAAAUAAUGAGACUCCCGGACAAAAAGCAGAAAUUCCAAAUAAGGUCUCAGAGUCUCCUUAGACUAAAAAUAAAAUUGCAUCUUCAUAAGAUGCAGCUUGAUAGAGGAAAAGGAGUGUACCUUGCUGCUGCAAACCUCUACGAAGUUGAAGUCGAUGCCCCACAACUAGAAGUUCUGGAUAUAGAUGAAUCUGUUUUUGCCAAGCUUAAGGUUGGAAACUUCAAGUGUCUCCGAGAAGUACGGCUGCAAAGUGGCUUCUACGAAGCGAAGAGGCAGCUAGGAGAAGUGGGACAACUUCUCGUUCUUUCGCGAGAGGUAUUUCAUACGAUUAACAAAGCGUCAUUAUCUACUAGCUGUCUGGUUGUGGGAGAUGGUGCUUUCGGGGCACUGAGUUUUACGUUUAUGGACUAUCUUUUUAGUGGUAAUGAAGCUGCAAUCCGGGACAAAUUUCGAGUGACAUUUCCAGAUUUCCUUUGUGUCAAGAGCUUGAGAUUGUGUAUAUCAGAUUCUGCCGGUUGGUUGUUCAUGCCAUACUUGCUUGCACACCUUCCUAAUUUACAGAAAUUGGAUCUCGAAUUGGUAGAUAGGGAAGAUGUUCGAAAGGGCAAGAGAUUUGAUUGGAAUCCCCCAAAAUAUUAUGUGGGAUGGUGCUUGGCAAGCGUUAAACAUGUUCGAUUGAUUGGAUUUGGUGAAAUGAUGGAAGAAGCCGGUCUAAUAUUAGCUUUUGUGAGGGAGGCUGCUACCGAAGAACGCUUUGAAAAAAUAACCAUCACCUAUGAAUAAUUACCACAUGCGAUUCCAAUUUAUAGAAGAUGAUGCAGACUUGAUUUUCACGGCCUAAGAAAGUUGACAGGGAGAACUGAUCAUGAGGAAACACAAAUCUAUAUUGAUUGUACCAGUAUUAUUAGGGAACCUCACUGCUUGCAUAGUUUGUUGUGCCUUAUUCUUUUGUUUUCUUCUUCGAAUGAGUUUUAAAACUUAGUUGUGGAAUUGAGGAUUCAUGUAUCGAGAUAAAAUCUGACAGCAGCUUCAAUUUGGUUUGAGCAUCUGAUAUGGAGCAACUGUUAUGGGGGCUUACUUGCUCAUUUAGUCUCAUUUUCACUAAAUUGUUUUCCAGUUCCUGUUCAUGCUGUAAUGAUCAACAUUCUGGUGAGGUCAUAUUAUUCGAUCUCUGGUUAAUAAAUUCUCUGGUUUUUUUGUUUA